GCACCACUGCAGCGUUGGUGAAAGUGCCUCUCCGGAAAAAGUACUAUCACACUUUUAUCAAUGAAUUUUACCAGGUUCUCAAGGAAUUUCCUCAAAGUUUCACAAUGGGGAGCAGAGAGAAGCCGUUUUCUCUCAGCAUCCGCUGUGAUUCAGCAGAAAGCCAAAACGGCUGUUCUGAUGCUGAACAUGGGAGGUCCCCAGACUACCCAGCAGGUCCAUGAUUACCUAUUGGGUAUCAUGACUGAUAGGGAUAUGAUCCAGUUGCCUGUGCAGAGCAAACUCGGCCCAUGGAUUGCACAGAGGCGUACUGAAGAGGUUCAGAAGAAGUAUCAGGAAAUCGGUGGAGGAUCUCCAAUUCUCAAGUGGACCAAUCGUCAGGGAGAGCUUCUCUGCGGCCAGCUGGAUCGUGUGUCUCCCGAAACAGCCCCCCAUCGUCACUAUGUGGCCUUUCGCUAUGUCACUCCCACGACAGCUGAAGCCAUGGCGAAGAUUGAGGAAGAUCGCUCAGAACGCGUUGUAAUCUUCUCACAGUAUCCACAGUACAGCUGUGCCACCUCCGGCUCCAGCUUCAAUGCCAUCUUCGAUCACUUCAAGAAGAACAGCCCUCCAAAGGGGAUUUCCUGGAGUGUCAUCGAUCGCUGGCCAACACAUCCUCUCCUGGCCAGGACUUUUGCUGAGCGAAUCCGAGAGGAAUUGACAAAAUUCCCUUCUGAAAAACAGAAAGACGUGAUUCUAAUGUUCUCAGCCCAUUCCCUUCCCCUGAAAGCCGUCAAUCGUGGGGAUUCCUAUCCUUCAGAAGUUGGAGCCACUGUCCAGGCUGUUAUGCAGGAGCUAAACUUCUGCAAUCCUCAUACCCUUGUCUGGCAGUCCAAGGUGGGCCCAUUGCCUUGGCUGGAACCCUUCACGGACGCCGCUCUUAAGGCAUAUUCUCGACAGGGCAAGAAAAACUUCAUCCUCAUUCCCAUUGCCUUUGUCAAUGAGCACAUUGAAACCCUGCAUGAGCUGGACAUUGAGUACUGCCAUGAUUUGGCCCAGGAACUCAAGAUUGAGCGAAUUGGACGAGCUGCAGCUCCCAAUGAUCAUCCAGUGUUCAUUGAGGCGAUAACGGACAUUGUGGCUCAGCAUCUCCGGAAAGGCCCUAAAAUCACCCCCAAAUUCCUCUCCAGAUGCCCCCAUUGUGUCAAUCCCAGGUGCUUAGAGAGCAAGAAUUGGUAUACUAAAUUCUGUGAAUAAUUUGUGAUAAGAAUGAUAAGAAAAUAAAAUUGGUUUUGGUAUUUA
Messenger RNA from Phlebotomus papatasi, 1278 nucleotides. RefSeq names its product ferrochelatase, mitochondrial (gene FeCH). NCBI's taxonomy places the organism in Eukaryota, Metazoa, Arthropoda, Insecta, Diptera, Psychodidae. The transcript has 2 exons. Gene Ontology annotation, biological process: heme biosynthetic process. Gene Ontology annotation, molecular function: protoporphyrin ferrochelatase activity. The record is from RefSeq and is a predicted model, not a curated record. The coding region runs from base 61 to 1233 and encodes 390 amino acids.